Molecule: messenger RNA, 1635 nt
Organism: Hyaloscypha bicolor E
Lineage: Eukaryota; Fungi; Ascomycota; Leotiomycetes; Helotiales; Hyaloscyphaceae
Product: oxidoreductase family protein
Exons: 2
Coding region: 1-1635 (544 amino acids)
Molecular function (GO): nucleotide binding
Source: RefSeq, a predicted model, not a curated record
AUGGCACCUCACGCAGACUCCCCAGUCGAUGAUGGUGAAUCUCUUCCCGCUCCUCCACGUCCUGCCAUGUCAGCAAAUCCCCCACGACUCCUCAUCAUCGGGGCAGGCUCACGAGGCAAUGCAUAUGCCAGAGCUACCGCAGAAUCAACGAACGGCAUAAUUGUAGCUGUGGCAGAACCUGUUGCAUACAAGCGAAAGCAACUUGGGGAGAAAUACAUCUGGGGCAAGGCAGGGCCAACGGAUGGACAAGGGUUCGAAGAUUGGAGGGCAUUUCUGAAAUGGGAAUUGGAGAGGCGGGCGAAGGCCAGCAGAGGAGAAGAGGUACCGGCAGGGGUGGAUGGAGCAUUCAUCUGCGUAUUGGAUGAGCAGCACAAGGAGGUCGUUGUUGGAUUGGCUCCCCUCGGCCUGCAUAUUAUGUGCGAGAAGCCUUUGGCCACCACCUUGGACGACUGUGUCUCGAUAUACAAGUCUCUCCUCCCGAACCUUCCAAAUACCACCCCGUCCAGAAUCUUCUCAAUAGGGCACGUCCUGAGAUACAGCCCACAUAACAUGCUGCUACGGAAACUACUAUUGGAAGACAAAAUCAUUGGAGAGAUUCUGUCAAUCAAUCAUACGGAACCUGUUGGGUGGUGGCACUUCACACACAGCUACGUUAGAGGCAAUUGGCGAAGAGAAUCUACCACAGCCCCAUCACUCCUAACCAAGUCCUGUCACGACAUUGACGUUCUCCUCUGGUUACUUUGCUCCCCACCUCCAAAUAGCACCCGCCCAGCCCAUAUACCCACAACCGUAACUUCUGUUGGAUCUCUUCAGUAUUUCAACAAGACUCGAAAGCCAACGGCUGCUGGAAAUGCAACCAAUUGUCUUUCUUGCCCAAUCGAAACGUAUUGCAAAUAUUCUGCAAAGAAGAUUUACCUGGGAUCUGAACUCAAGGGCCUUGGAUCCGGCAACACUCAUUGGCCGGUUCACAUUGUGGUUCCUGAGAUUGAAGAAUGCAUAUCCAUGGGCGGUCCUUCCGCAGGCGAAGCCGCCAUCAUGAAGAGGCUCGAGGAAAACUACACUCAGGAUACUCCCGGUUCAGAAAUCGCAGCCAAGAACUGGUUCGGCCGCUGUGUUUACGAAGCAGAUAAUGAUGUUUGCGAUGAGCAAGUGGUGACUAUGAGCUGGGACAAUGACCCUCUUCCCAAGGUUAAUGACGACAACGAGAAAGCUCUCGCUGGACGUGGUGCCAAAACCGCCGUCUUCCACAUGGUCGCUCACACAAAGAAGAUCUGUGACAGAUACACCAACAUAUACGGAUCUGAUGGAGAGAUCUAUGCGGAUAGCACGACUAUCACUGUGGAAGAUUUCAAUACUGGGACGAAGAAAAUAUACAGGCCGUUCAUUGCCAAGGGCGGUCAUGGUGGCGGUGACGAUGGACUGGCUAGGCAGUUCAUUCUUGCUGUCGAUGCUGUCAAGAAUCAUGGGUCCACUGUAGAGGAGGCCCAACGAGUGCAUGUUGGUUGCAGCUUGGAAGAAGUCAUCAGAAGCCAUGCCAUGGUCUUCGCUGCAGAGCAGGCGAGACUUGGCAAGAAGGUGUUGGACUUCCCCGAGUGGUGGGCUGAGAACGUCGAAGCAAGUCUAGCAAAGUUUUGA